UAUGUCAUUUACGACUUUCAAAAUCCAAACAAAAUUAUAUAAUAAUAAUAAUAAUAAUCGCAAUAAUAAUAAUAUAAUAAUAAAUAAGUCAGUGCUUUGACUAAUCUACAUUGUUAAUAUACAUUAAUAGUUUAUUGCAUGUAAAACGCAAUUCGUAUAAUAAAUGUCAAAUAUGGAUGAUGAUGACCAGUAUCAAGCAGGUUAUGAUGCUGGCUCUUUUCCUCAAGAUUUUGGAUACACCCCUUUUGAUGGCGUUGAGACUGAUGGAUCUACGAAUUUAUUAGCUGGAGAACAGAAACCUAGAAUAUUGUUGAUGGGUCUUAGAAGGAGUGGAAAAUCAUCCAUACAAAAGGUUGUAUUUCACAAAAUGUCACCGAAUGAGACUCUUUUCCUCGAAAGUACAAAUAAGAUAAUAAAAGAUGACAUUAGCAAUUCAAGUUUUGUGCAAUUUCAAAUUUGGGAUUUCCCUGGCCAAAUAGACUUUUUUGAUCCUACGUUUGAUAGUGAUAUGAUUUUUGGAAGCUGUGGUGCACUAGUAUUUGUAAUAGAUGCCCAAGAUGAUUAUAUGGAAGCUCUCAAUAAACUACAUUUAACUGUCACUAAAGCAUAUAAAGUAAAUCAAGCCAUUAAAUUUGAAGUUUUUAUCCACAAAGUUGACGGAUUAUCGGACGAUUAUAAAAUGGAGACACAGAGAGAAAUUCAUACAAGAGCUAAUGAUGAUUUACUUGAUUCAAAUUAUGAUCAAAUACACUUGAGCUUCCAUUUAACGUCUAUUUACGAUCAUAGUAUUUUUGAAGCCUUCAGUAAGGUAGUACAAAAAUUAAUUCCUCAACUACCUACCUUGGAGAAUCUUUUAAACAUUCUUAUAUCGAAUUCUGGGAUUGAAAAAGCUUUUCUAUUUGACGUAGUAUCUAAGAUUUAUAUCGCAACUGACAGUUCUCCUGUCGACAUGCAAAGUUACGAGCUUUGUUGUGACAUGAUCGAUGUUGUAAUUGAUGUAUCAUGUAUUUAUGGCCUUAGAGAAGAUUUAGAAGCACCAGUGUUUGAUAAUCAAAGUUCAAGUCUCAUUAAAUUAAACAAUGGAACAAUACUUUAUUUACGAGAAGUAAAUAAAUUUCUAGCAUUGGUUUGCAUCCUCCGAGAGGAUAAUUUUGACAGGCAAGGAGUAAUUGAUUAUAAUUUCCUGUGCUUUAGAAAUGCUAUUCAACAAGUUUUUGAAUUAAAAAACAAUAAAAUUUGUAAUGUUAAUAAUGGUUCUUCGUCACCAAGAACCACUGUUAAUGAAGUAGCAAGUAGUGUGUCUCCAUCAACUACUGCUACAACAUCAACAACAAAUCCCACAGAAGUUGGGCAAAAUGGAUCAAUUAUUUUAGCACACAAUUAAUUUAUGUUUAAUCAUGUUUAUUCGAUAUAUUUUUUUCCAUUUGCUUUUGUUAAUCUUCUUUUAUAAUGUAAUUUGAUUUUAACUGCAUUUAUCAAAUUAAGAUAAUUUAUCAUAUCAUCAUG
This is a messenger RNA of Chelonus insularis, 1506 nucleotides long. It is a transcript of the gene RagC-D, whose product is annotated as Ras-related GTP binding C/D. Bases 164 to 1384 code for a protein of 406 amino acids. The transcript is spliced from 5 exons. Gene Ontology annotation, biological process: cellular response to starvation; negative regulation of autophagy. The record is from RefSeq and is a predicted model, not a curated record. Gene Ontology annotation, molecular function: GTPase activity; GTP binding. NCBI's taxonomy places the organism in Eukaryota, Metazoa, Arthropoda, Insecta, Hymenoptera, Braconidae. Gene Ontology annotation, cellular component: nucleus; Gtr1-Gtr2 GTPase complex; lysosome.